AUGGUUCAGAGUAAAAUCAUUUCAAUUGAUGUAGCAUUUCUGACAUACAAUUCAAGACGGUCUGCUAAUUCACCGUCAGUUAAAAUGGACAGCGCAUGUACGGCUAAUGUAAAUGAUUUACGCAUUCAUCGUGAACAGAAAAGAAAGAAUAAAGAUAAAAUGGGACGAGAAUCUUAUCAUCAUUACAAAUGGUACAGUUCAAUGUUGAUGAGAGAAGUUAGAGAUGAACCAGAAAGAUUUUUGAAGAUUAAUCACUGGCGCAUAGAAUCAGGAAAUUCAGAUGCUUUCAUGAUUGAUGGAACUAUCUAUAGAUCAGUCUCAAUUAUUAUCGGAUCUGAUAUGGAGCAUUGGUAUUGUGCAAAUGGAUCAAAACAUACAUAUGGGUCACGUUAUCGGAACUUCAGUCAUCAAAAAGAUAACCAGAUCGCUUGCUUCACAAUCAAUGACAAUGAAGCCACUCUUGUUGUUCAACCACAAGUGACUUUUGGAAGUUGCACUUCCGAAAUUUGUGCUAACAACUGCAUUGAGUGUAAAAAAUAUAAAUCUGCAUUUACAAAAACCAACACAAUGACGAAGUGUGCAUGCUUUCCCAAAUAUGAAGAUUUUCAAACUAUGGAAGAAAGUGACGUAGAAAUCGACAGCGAUUCUGAAGAUCAGGAUAUUGCACAUAUGUCGGAGCCAUAUAAAGAUUUGAAAGAAAAAUUUAACAAAUUUAAGCUGAAUGCAAUACGUGAAGAAUCUUUAACUAACUGA
This is a messenger RNA of Clunio marinus, 753 nucleotides long. The record is from the annotation of a GenBank genome assembly. Lineage: Eukaryota; Metazoa; Arthropoda; Insecta; Diptera; Chironomidae.